UGUCGUACGAAUGCGAAUAAGAGCUGGAUGAGUUAAUGAAAAUUAUAUAAAAUACACAUUAUAUAUCACUUUAAUACAAAAUUGUUAACACCAUUAUUUACGUUUUUUAUUCAGCUUUUUUUCUGUAAGUUAGAGACAGCUUUUUUCUGAUAAUAAGUUGGCAUCUCCGUCUCGGUUUGUUGACAAAAUCCAUGGACAAUGAACACCGACGAGCGCAAUUUUCGAUCAAGUUAUUAUGAGAAAUGCUUGAUCAACAGCGUCGAGGAGAACAAAUCGAUCAACAAGUUGCUUGAGGAUGACAUACGCAAUUUGAACAAAUUGAAGCAAUUCUGUAUGAACUACACUGUUCCGAAUGUCCACCGAAACCAUCUUUGGUCUCUUGUCAUGGGCAUAUUACCGCUUCACAAGACAUCCACGGACUUUGUACGCGAUCAACGUCGGGAUGUGUAUCAGGAUCUGCUGCGGGCUGUGUCCGUGCUGCGGUGUGUGGACCAAAAGAAGGAGCUGGUGAUGCACACAAUGUGGCUGAUGGAAUCGAAUCGAUUGUGGCAAGGGGGCAAUGCGAAUGCCACUAUGCAGGCGGAUGACAUGCAUUUCAUUGAAAUCGUGAGGACCCUUCUGCAAAUUUUCACCAACGAUGUGGAGACCUAUUGGAUAGCAAAAGGGUUCUACAACUACACGCGCGAGCUGAAAAAGGAAUGCCCCAAACUAAAGGAGCAGAUCCAAAUCCUGCUCAAGCGCGAGGACCUCUCACUGUUCAACCGCUUGGAGCAGCUGGGUCUAUUCGACAGCACUUCGGUACUCCUGGAUAACUGGCUUAUCACCUGCUUUGCCGGCGUCAUUUGUGAGACGGUGCUGGUCAAGAUCUGGGACAAGGUGUGCGGGGGCUCGCGCAAAAUUGUUGUGUUCCUCUUUGUGGAGCUAGUCAAGGACAUAAGGUACCUGAUUCUCAAGGAAAGUUCCCUAGCAGAGGUCAAAAGACUGAUAGAAACGGUGGAGGAUCCCGAUGGUGUCAUAGUUAACAAGGCCAUCAAAUCGCUGCAGAUAAACAACAGCGAAGUCGACUACACGCAUUAAGUAAUUCUACAAAAUGUUUAUUUAGGACCCGAGUAAAGAGCGUUAGCAACUAAAUGUA
Molecule: messenger RNA, 1135 nt
Organism: Drosophila pseudoobscura
Lineage: Eukaryota; Metazoa; Arthropoda; Insecta; Diptera; Drosophilidae
Gene: TBC1d7
Product: TBC1 domain family member 7
Exons: 3
Coding region: 199-1077 (292 amino acids)
Biological process (GO): activation of GTPase activity; negative regulation of TOR signaling
Molecular function (GO): GTPase activator activity
Source: RefSeq, a predicted model, not a curated record